Molecule: messenger RNA, 1005 nt
Organism: Trametes versicolor FP-101664 SS1
Lineage: Eukaryota; Fungi; Basidiomycota; Agaricomycetes; Polyporales; Polyporaceae
Product: mitochondrial NAD transporter
Exons: 6
Coding region: 1-1005 (334 amino acids)
Biological process (GO): NAD transmembrane transport
Molecular function (GO): NAD transmembrane transporter activity
Source: RefSeq, a predicted model, not a curated record
AUGCCUUCGAAAAGCGCAAACAGCAUGAUCGCUGGCGCAGGGGGCGGCCUCGUCGCCAGCGUCGCCACCUGCCCCCUCGACGUGAUCAAGACCAAGCUCCAGGCCCAGCGCGCGGGCCAUUCGACGCAAGGCUACCUCGGUGUGAACCCUCCGCUCAACGUGCGUGCUCCCCCCCUCCGUCUGCCAGCGACCGUCAAGGACAUCCUCAAGCAUGACGGCAUGCGCGGCAUGUACCGCGGCCUCGGGCCCACCAUCCUCGGCUACCUUCCCACAUGGGCGAUCUACUUUGCGGUCUACGACGGCAUCAAGCGAUAUUUUGGCGAACGCCCACCAGGGGAGGACCGCCAUGUCUAUCCUGCCGCGCAGGUGAAGGGCUACCAGCCGCUGGCGCGCGAGCAUCCCUGGACGCUACAUAUUCUCUCUGCGAUGUCUGCGGGGGCGACGAGCACUAUCUGUACUAAUCCGCUAUGGGUCAUCAAAACCCGUUUCAUGACACAACCACGAACCGAAGUGCGCUACAAACACACACUAGACGCAGCCCUGACCAUUUACCGAACCGAGGGCGCGCGGGCCUUCUUCCGCGGCCUCCUCCCGAGUCUACUCGGAAUUACACACGUCGCCGUCCAGUUCCCGCUCUACGAGCAUCUUAAACGAGUCGCCGCCCGCGGGCGAUCCGAACCGCUGACCCCAGGCCAGAUCCUGGGGUGCUCCGCCGUCGCGAAGAUGACCGCGUCAAUAGCGACGUACCCGCACGAGGUCGUGCGGACGCGGCUACAGACGCAAAAGCGGCCGCUCGCCGUCGGCGGCGCCAGCAGCGGCGCGCCCGCGGUGUCGUACGCGGGCAUCGUGCGCACGACGAAGCACAUGAUCGCCGACGAGGGCUGGCGCGCGCUCUACCGCGGCCUGUCCGUGAACCUCGUGCGCACUGUGCCGAACAGCGCGGUGACGAUGUUGACAUACGAGAUGAUCGUGCGCUACCUGAACGCGCAGGCGGGCUACUCAUAA